Emiliania huxleyi CCMP1516 is the source of this 1838-nucleotide messenger RNA. RefSeq lists its product as hypothetical. Lineage: Eukaryota; Haptophyta; Isochrysidales; Noelaerhabdaceae. Gene Ontology annotation, cellular component: endoplasmic reticulum. Gene Ontology annotation, biological process: peptidyl-proline hydroxylation to 4-hydroxy-L-proline. The record is from RefSeq and is a predicted model, not a curated record. Bases 1 to 1560 code for a protein of 519 amino acids. Gene Ontology annotation, molecular function: procollagen-proline 4-dioxygenase activity; L-ascorbic acid binding; nucleic acid binding. The transcript is spliced from 8 exons.
AUGGGCUACGGCGUCGGAAACUACCAGACCGCCGACCGCGGUGACUUCACGAGCAUGUCCUCGGGGCGCCGCGACCGCAGCCGCAGCCGAAGCCGCGGUGACCGCGGUGAUCGCGGCCGCUCGCGAUCUCGCUCGCGCUCUCGCUCGCCGCCGCGCCGCCGCAGCGCGUUUGGCGAGAUGACACAGGAGGAACGCGCCGCGGGCAUACGGGCUGCGAUGGAGCUGGCAAAGUCGAAGGGCAUCGGGAUGGCUGUCGGUGCUGCCGCCGGGCUUGCAGACAGCGGCUUUGUGGGCGCUGGACAAGACCUCGGGCCGCCCGUCGGCGGCGCGGGCGGCAUGGGCGGCGCGGGCGGCAUGGGCGGCAUGGGCGGCAUGGGCGGCAUGGGCGGCAUGGGCGCUGCCGCCGCGUUCCGCCCGCCUGACGAGCCGCCGCCGCCUCCGGGCAAGAUGAUGGGCACCGUGAAGAACUUCAACCUCGAGAAGGGGUUCGGGUUCCUGCUCCCGGACGGAGGCGGCGAGGACGUCUUUGCGCACAGCAAGCAGCUGCUCGACGGCAACGCGCUCCGCCCCAACGCACGCGUCUGCUUCCGGACGGAGUUUGAUCCGGCAAAGGGCAAGACGCACGCCGUGGAGGUGACGGGCGCGUACAACGACCCGUCGCGCCCCGCCGCCAGACCGCCCCAGCCGGGCGGCAUGAACGGCAGCUUUGGCGGCGGCGGCAGCUUCGGCGGCGGCGGCAGCUUCGGCGGCGAGUGCUACCGCAACACCGAGUACAUGCUGCGCACCUGCUGCCUCUCCUGCUCGCCGGACUACGACGACCCGUGCACGCACAACCCGACUGAGCGGCGCGCGGUGGCGGAGUACCCGCAGUAUUCUCCUCGUGUGCUCUCGCGGGACCCGUGGGUGGUCACCUUCGACAACCUUCUCUCCGACGAGGAGACGGACGGCAUCGUCGAGGCAGUGGGCGGGAAGAGCGGCGAGUACCUCAAGCCGUCCACCACCGCAAAGGCGACGCGAGGCAAGGACGGGCGCGUCGUGCUGCAGGACGUGCCCGACCAGAUCCGAACCUCGUACAACGCCUGGUGCCAGCACCCGGGCUGCUACAACCACCCGGUGCACGAGCGCGUCAUCGAGCGCAUCAUGGACAUUGUCGGGCUGCCGCAGAACAACGCAGAGCACAUGCAGCUCCUCAAGUACCACCCUGGCGAGUACUACCGCCUCCACCACGACUGGAUCCCCGAGCAGCUGCAGGCGCUCUGCGGCCCUCGCGUCUUCACCUUCUUCCUCUACCUCUCCGACGUCGACGAGGGCGGAGGCACCCAGUUCCCGUACCUCAACCUGACCGUCAUGCCCAAGCGCGGCUCUGCGGUCUGGUGGCCGCACGGCCUCGAGGACAACCCGUGGAAGAAGGACGACCGGACGCACCACGAGGCGAUGCCCGUCCUACAGGGCGUCAAGAUGGCGGCAAACUACUGGAUCCACGUCGACGACUUCAAGCAGGCGAUGGCGCUCGGCUGCGACGGGCGGCAGGGGCAGCCGCGCCGCAUCUGGCGCAAGUGAUGUCGGCUGCGCGCCGGCCGCACACACGCCUGCACUCGCGCGAUCGUGGUCUGUGUCAAGUCGUCUCUAGUAGAGUGAGUCUCUAGGUGAGAUAGGCGUGGCGUGGCGGAAUGCUGUGAGUAGAGGACGGCUCUCUCCAGGGCAGCGCCGGAGAGGCCGUAGGCGCGCAAGAUGAGGGGGCUCUCGCACCGCUCCGUGACGCUCGCUAGACCGAGAGAGGCGCAGCUCAGUUCUGUGGGUGUGGCGUGGGAGAGUUUCGUGCUGAUUAUUACACUUUA